UUGAGUUUGUGCUAUAACAACCCCCUCCUCUCCCUACCUUUGGCUCUCUGUCUUCUUAGGCAGCCUUGGGCCUGACUUAGAUGCACCAAAAAAAUGAAGGCCUUGGGCUGCAUUUUUUUUCUUAUUUUCUCUCUCGUCUUUCUCUUUCUACGUCUCUCAUAUGCUGUCACUGAUACGGAGGCACGGUUUAUCGCGGGCCGUCAGCUCCUCCACUUGCGGGAGGGGGAGGAUUUGCCUGACGACCUCGAAUUCCAUGUCGAUACCAACCUCACGUUCCCGAACCCUCGCCUCCGCCGAGCUUACAUAGCCCUGCACACAUGGAAGGAAGCCAUCUUCUCCGAUCCUUACAAUGUAACCUCGAAUUGGGAGGGCGCCGACGUGUGUUCUUACAAGGGGGUGUUCUGCGCCCCUGCCUUGGACGACCCGUCGAUCGACGUCGUCGCCGGCAUCGACCUCAACCACGCCGACAUCGCGGGAUAUCUACCUCCUGAGAUCGGCCUCCUCACCGAUCUUGCCCUCCUCCACAUCAACUCCAACAGGUUUUGCGGCAUUGUGCCCAAGAGCUUCAACAAGUUAGAGUUGUUGUUCGAGCUCGACUUGAGCAACAACCGGUUCGUCGGGCCGUUCCCGACCGUCGUCAUCUCUAUUCCGGCGCUCAAGUACCUCGACCUCAGGUACAACGACUUCGAGGGCCCCCUCCCCUCAGAGCUGUUCGAUAAGGACCUCGACGCCAUCUUCCUCAACAACAACCGCUUCCAUUUUCACAUCCCUGAGAACAUGGGCAACUCUCCGGCCUCAAUUGUCGUGUUAGCCAACAACAAGCGCGGGUGCAUCCCCAGCAGCAUCGGCAAGAUGGCCAAGACCUUGAACGAGAUCAUGUUCAUCAACAAUGACCUGUCAGGGUGCUUGCCACCAGGGCUCGGCCUGCUGAAGAAUGCGACUGUCAUCGAUGUGAGCGGCAACUCCCUAUCAGGGCUCCUCCCUACUGGCCUCUCCGGCCUUGCCGGCAUCGAGCGACUCGACAUUGCCCACAACAAACUCACCGGCUACAUCCCAUCGAGCCUUUGCACCCUCCCCUACCUGACCAACUUCAGCUUCUCCAACAAUUUCUUCAAGGGGGAGGCCUCUGUGUGCGUGCCCACCGCCACUUCUAACGUGCUGCUCGAUGACACUGUCAAUUGUAUCCCCAACAGGCCCAAGCAGCGCUCCGCCCAGCAAUGCGCAGCAGUGCUCUCUAACCCUGUCGAUUGUUCCAAGUUCAAAUGUAGCAGCAGCAGCAGCCCCAAGACGAGCCCUCCUACGCCCCCUAAGAAGACCCCUUCGCCACAAUCUCCUCCUUCCGGGACUUCUCCGAUUGCAAGACAUAGGCCCCCUCCCCCACCAGCACAUAGAGAGUCGCCCAUUGUGAGGGUGCACUCACCACCACCACCACCAACAGUUGUCCACUCCCCUCCUCCAUCUCCACCACCACCGCCACCGGUGCUUAGCCCACCUCCCCCAGUCCAUAGCCCAUCACCACCCCCCACCGUGUUUAGCCCACCACCACCAGUGCAUAGCCCCCCCACUCCCCCAGUCCAUAGCCCAUCACCACCCCCAGUUUUCAGCCCACCUCCCUCAGUUCAUAGCCCACCACACCCCCACCCACCACCCCCAGUCCACAGCCCACCACCCCCAGUCUUCAGCCCACCUCCCCCAGUCCACAGCCCACCACCCCCAGUCUUCAGCCCACCUCCCCCAGUCCACAGCCCACCACCGCCAUCAGCACCACCACGGGUGGCAUCACCACCACCUCCAAUAGCCUCUCCACCACCCCCGGUGGCCUCUCCACCACCUCCAGUUGCCUCUCCACCACCCCCAGUGGCAUCGCGCCCACCUCCAAGAGCCUCUCCACCACCUCCAGUGGCCUCUCCACCACCCCCAGUGGCAUCGCGCCCACCUCCAAGAGCCUCUCCACCACCUACAGUUGCCUCUCCACCACCCCCAGAGGCCUCUCCACCACCACCAGUGGCCUCUCGACCAACCCCAGUGGCAUCGCCCCCACCUCCAAUAGCCUCUCCACCACCGCCUCCUCCAGCCCGCUCUCCACCUCCGCCGGCUCCUCUCGCUUCUCAACCACCACCACCACCGACCGACGAUGACAUUGCCCUUCCUCCUACCAUCGGUAUCAACUACUCAUCUCCUCCUCCACCAGUGUACCCCAACUACUAAGCCCUUGACUCCCUCACUCUCUCUCUUGAGCUGACUGAUCAUGGUGGCCCCUCCCCACCUCAUGACUAGAGGAAUGAAGGGCUGAGAAACAUGGAGAAAAAGACCCGGCUAUGGCCAUGGCAGAACCAGUGGGGAUGUAAUGGACUACGAUCACUACGUACUCCAUAGUCUAUAGUCCAUACUCUCUUUUUACUAACGAAUUUAUAUUUAUUAAAGCCUUUUAUAGCUCCAUUGAGUCCCCUUAUACUUCGGGUUUCUUUUGUCUUAUUUUAUUUAUUUAUUUUUAGCCUUUGGAAAUUUUCGAGUAAGCGCCAUUACCAUUAAUUUUUUGGUGUUGUGAUUCCUUGGACAAAUGUACGUUGAAUUAGUGCGAAAACUUGUUACGUGAGUAACUCUAAUUCAUAUUUUUAUGCCAUCUAUUAUUCUCUCUCUCAA
Molecule: messenger RNA, 2643 nt
Organism: Amborella trichopoda
Lineage: Eukaryota; Viridiplantae; Streptophyta; Magnoliopsida; Amborellales; Amborellaceae
Source: RefSeq, a predicted model, not a curated record